GAGAGAUCCUUGCUCAGGAGGUCUGAGGAGGGGGUGCGCUGCUUCAGUGAUGUUAUAGACUCUCCCACCCAAGGCUUUCCAUGUGCUCUUGCUCCUGCUGUCUCCAACAAGACUGUGGACUUGUUUGAGAUGAUUGAAAAAAUGCAGGGCAGUCGUCUGGAUGAACAAAGAUGUUCCCUUCCAGCUCCUCUCAAGACAGAAGAGGAGUAUAUUCCUUACCCCAGCAUCCACGAGGUAUUACAGAAAGGGUGGCCAUAUCCUCUCAUUAUCUUACCCCAGUUUGGGGGCUACUGGAUUGAAGGGACCAGCCACAACCUCUCGAGCUUGAGUCCAACUCUGCCUGACAUACCCUUUCCCUUGAGUGGUAAAGUGAAACUGGAGAGCGACCCUACAGCCAAGCUGUACCGCAAACAUUUUCUGGGGAAGGAGCACCAGAACUUUUACUCCAGUGACAUGUCCUUGGGCUACCUGGUACUUUCUGUGAAGUAUGAACAGAUCGAGAAACAGGAAAAUCUACGCCUGUUGCUGAGGACUCGGAUGGGCACCAAACAUGACCUGAUCCCCAUUUCCUGUCUGAAUGAGUUUCCCAAUGCUGUCCAGAUGGCGAAGCUACUGUGUGAGGAUGUGAAUGUUGAACGCUUCUUUCCUGUCCUCUACCCCAAGGCUUCACAGCUUAUUGUUGCAUUUGAUGAACAUGUCAUAAGCAAUAACUUCAAAUUUGGGGUCAUCUACCAGAAACCUGGACAGACAACCGAAGAAGAAGUCUUCAGCAACACAGAAGAGAGUCUGGGUUUCCUUGAGUUCCUGGAUUUCCUUGGUGACAAGAUUCAGCUGCAGGAUUUCCGUGGGUUCCGGGGAGGCUUGGAUGUCACUAGAGGUCAAACAGGCACAGAGUCCGUCUAUACAAAUUUCCGGGGCAAGGAGAUCAUGUUUCAUGUGUCUACAAAGCUGCCCUUCACGGAGGGAGAUUCCCAGCAGCUUCAGCGGAAGCGUCACAUUGGGAAUGACAUUGUCGCCAUCAUCUUCCAGGAUGAAAGCACACCUUUUGUCCCUGAUAUGAUUGCUUCUAAUUUCCUACACGCUUAUGUGGUAGUUCAGCUCACUCAUGGCACCACUGAGGACACUCUUUACAAGGUUUCAGUCACAGCCCGAGAUGAUGUCCCCUUCUUUGGACCCCCUCUGCCAAAUCCAGCCAUAUUUAGAAAGAGUGCAGAGUUUCGUGAAUUCCUCUUAGUCAAGCUCAUCAAUGCUGAGUACAGCUGCUAUCGAGCUGAGAAAUUUGCUAAAUUAGAGGAAAGAACCCGGAGUGCCCUCUUGGAGAGCCUUUUUGAGGAGCUGCAGCUUCGCAGCCGCAGUAUGAUGGGAUUGCCUAUAGGGGAGGAUGACAAGAUAGAGAAUGGCAGUGGGGGCUUCCUCGAGAAUUUCAAGUCUUUUGCCUUGCCUGGUAGGAGCCCAUCACGUACUCGAGCCAGCCGCUUCCAUGGGCGACGGAGUAGUGCCAUUGGCAUUGAGAACAUACAGGAGGAAAAGAGAGAUGCUGCAGAGAGGAUACAGAAGGUGCUGGACAGUCCAGGAACUUUCUUUGACCUGAAGUCUGAUGGAUCAUCCAGUCCCAGCUCCCCAGAGUUCCCCAGCAGGAAGAGCAAAAUGCUCAGGAGUCAGACUUCAGGAUACUGUGUGAUGCAGCCGUUCUCACGUUCUUCAUCCAGUGGAAGCAGUUGUUGUAGUGGUUUGAGGGAAAAUGAAACAUCUGAGGAAGAGGAGAAUGACAGGGAGGUGACGUGCUCUCUUAAGGGCCCUCCAAAACAGGAUUCAAUGGUUCAGAGUAUGUGGCUGGAUGACAGUGACUGCACACCCAGUACUUCCAGCUCACCAGGAAGCAGGUUGCUUCCUUCCAGCAGUGUUGCUGGCUCCACUGGAAAAGGAAAAGGCAGCAAAGCAGAUGCUCAGCACCAUAAUCCAGCCUCCAUUCUGUGCUGCGUGUGAGGUCACCGCUGGAGGACUCUCUCGGUGCACACUGGGUGAGGAGCACAGGUAACGGACAUGGAGAAGCACCGUAGGCCUGUGGUUCAGGGUGGAGGCAGACCCCUGGGCCAUCCCUGUUCUCAUAGAAAGAAUGCAGCAAGUACUGUACGGCUCCACAGUAAAUACGGUUAAUCCUAUACCUUUCCUUGCCCAUUUUCUUCUCUGGCUUGACAGCUAAACAGCAUGCUACCUGGAAAGCGAUGUGGAUGUGAGGCUCUCAGGAACUAGUUUGGUAUAUAGCCAAGUAGAACAGGUAUUAUCUUUAUGGAGGAAAAUUCUUUCAGCUAUUCCUAAAGAGCUGGCAGUUCUUAUUACUGCUUAGCAUUUACCCCUUUGCCUGGUAAAAAGACACAACAGUUUAGAUGCUCAAUGUUUUUCCAAGUAAUGCUCAGCUUUCAGCUACCCUGCCACCUGGUGGCAUUCGGAGCAGUCAGGUAAACAGUUCAACUCCAUGCAGUGGUGGCCAUUGCUGUGGCAGCGGACUGACCGUUACAGACAGCACAUCAGAAAGGGAAGCCAGGUAAAGUGCUGAGACCACUUAAAUGCAUGCUGCACCAAAGAUAAGUACCGAGAAUGACAGCAUACCUGCCAGCCAGUGUUUACUGGGAAAGUCACCAGCAUCUGCCAAGAGCUUGUGCUCACGAUCAGGUCUCUCUAAUGCAGGAGUAAGGUUGUCUAAAAAAUGAGGCAGAACUUCCUCAAAAUUCUGCUCCCAGGCAGCUUUUGCUCAAAGUAGGUUUACAGUCAGAAUUGCAACAAUAUGCAUACUCACUGAUAUAAAUGCAAAGGCUGUAACCACUACUAGUGGUUAUUACAGGCAAUAAGCAACGUAAGAAAAACCCUGAGUUUUGAUUUUGUUGAUCUCAGUAGUGUUUAAGUACUGUUUUAGUACCUAAGGCUUUGAGCAUUUCAUUUCCACUGAUUUCAAGUAGGUCUAAGGGCCUUUUAGAUAACUGUGGGAAAUACGUAGCAGCCUAUAAGAUCCAUCUCGUUUGGUCCAUCUGUCAAACCAACAACGCUCUGUCACAAAGGCUGGCUUUUUUUUUUUUGUCAGGCUGGUUCAAAGGACAAAGUUUCAUAAGAGGCUGGCUUUCACCAUAAGAUUUCAAGAUGUUCCUUGCAUUCUCCCCACCUUCCCACCAGAGUUCAUUACUUCCACAAAAGUGCAUUUUACCC
Messenger RNA from Grus americana (Whooping crane), 3201 nucleotides. RefSeq names its product rap1 GTPase-activating protein 1-like. Gene Ontology annotation, cellular component: cytoplasm. Gene Ontology annotation, molecular function: GTPase activator activity. Gene Ontology annotation, biological process: activation of GTPase activity; regulation of small GTPase mediated signal transduction. The record is from RefSeq and is a predicted model, not a curated record. Bases 130 to 1986 code for a protein of 618 amino acids. The transcript is spliced from 22 exons. Lineage: Eukaryota; Metazoa; Chordata; Aves; Gruiformes; Gruidae.